Molecule: messenger RNA, 1369 nt
Organism: Caenorhabditis elegans
Lineage: Eukaryota; Metazoa; Nematoda; Chromadorea; Rhabditida; Rhabditidae
Gene: npr-31
Product: G-protein coupled receptors family 1 profile domain-containing protein
Exons: 7
Coding region: 13-1239 (408 amino acids)
Biological process (GO): signal transduction; G protein-coupled receptor signaling pathway
Cellular component (GO): membrane; plasma membrane
Molecular function (GO): G protein-coupled receptor activity
Source: RefSeq, marked reviewed
UUUUCAGAGGAGAUGAUGUCUCCAUAUUUUGCCGGUUUUCUUUACAUAGCCACAGUUCUUACCGGACUAUUUGGAAAUAUAUGGGUCGUUUGCUCAGUAGCCAGAAGUCGAAAACCAAAAUCCCUUAUGUCCAGAAGCUCCCCUUCAGAUCGAUUACGUGCUUAUAUUUCAGUGUUAGCAGUGAUUGAUUUAACAGUUUUAAUGGCUCUUUUAGUUAGAGCAUUAUAUCAUUUUCUACCACAUUUUAUGCUCGAUUCAAAUAGUUGUCGAGCAAUGUUUGUACUUGAGAAUAGUGUAAAGAUUACAUCAUUAACAGUUCUUUCGUGUAUUUCAAUUGAACGAUACAUCACAAUACGAAAACCAUUCUGCAGUGAAGUUCGAAGGCAAUUCGUGAAUGCAACUCCAAUUGGAGCAAGUAUAUUCGUUGGGCUUGUCGUUGGUGCAAUAAUCGUUCAAAUCAAUUCCGUGACUGUAUCAUCUGAUGGAUUGAAUUGUGUUCGUUCAUAUCGAGGAAAAGCAAUUCCAAGAGUGGCUUCUUAUCUAACAGCAGUCGCAUUUCUAGUCGAUUUAACAAUUAUUUCGUUGAAUUAUUCACAAAUUGUCCGACAUGUUAGAAGAAAAUUUACAAAGCGAAGAGCUAGAGUCCAAGCCAACUCUCGAGUACGUGAAUCACUUGUGAAUGAGCCCCGUUAUAUGAGAGAAAUGACAGCUGCAAUUGUUCGUGUUGGAGUAUUCCACGUCGUUUGUUGGCUUCCAAUGUCUCUGAUGCAGUUUAUCCCCGAUAAUACAAUUCAAUCGGAACUCACAGCUGGAAUCAGGUUAUUCAGUAAUUUCCGUGACUAUAGUAUAACUCGUUGGCUAAUCUUUAUUGCCACAUGGCUUACAUCCAUGAAUGCAGCUGGAGAUUGGAUUUUCUACGCGGUCAUGAACAGAGACCUUCGAAAUCUUAUUAGAUUUGCCACUGAACGGCGAAAACGAUCAACAAUGUCUCAUGCAGCAUCUCCAUCAACAAAUCGAAGUCUUCGUCAACAAGUUCCACCAUCCAUGAAAGUUCUUCAUUCAAUAUCAUAUAGAAGUUCAAUUGGAGGCUCUAUGGAUGAUGCAGCUGGGGCAUCUUUUCUUCAAAGUUCACCUAAAGAAUCAACUGUAUCUCAAGAGCCGAAUAGUCCGUAUGGAGUUCGAGCGAAAAUUAGUAUUUUGACAAGAAAAGAAUCUGAUGGAGAUGGCGAUAUGGUUUAGUAGUGUAUAUAUUUCUUUAACGUUUUCUUGUUACUUAUAUUCAUACGGUUUCAGUUUUUUACGGUUAAUUUACAAACGGUUACAAUUGUAAUUUCAUUUUACAUGCAAACAAUAAAACUUGUGUUCUCAA